AUGGAGAGCACGUGCCGGGCAGGAGGCGGCGGGCAUCCGCCUUGGGCCAGCGCGGCCUCGAGGGGCCGGCCCCCGACGGGCGGGAGGAGGGGGCGAGAACGUUUGGGAUUGGCGGGGCGGGGCGGGGCGGGGCCGGGCCGGCCCAUUGGACGAAGCGGCGGCGCUGAAUUUCGAAAAGCCAAGCGUUCCGCGGGAAAAGAGCGGGGGCGGGGCGGGGCGGGGGGCCAAGGGAGGGGGGGCUCGCAAGGGUCUAACCGAAAGGGCAACAGACGGCUGAGCUCACAAUCCGGAGGCCGGGCCGCCCGCCCGCCCGCCCCGCGGCGCCAUGGACGGGGCCGGGUCGCCGCCCCCGCCGCCCCCGCCGCCCCCGCCGCAGCCCCCACAACCGCCCUGCCCCGGGCCAUCGGCUCCCCUCGGCCCCAAGCUGGCGCCGCCGCUCCCGGCCCCGCCGGCAGAGGGCGCGCCGCCGCCCCGCCCCCCCGACAGCGACCCGCGCCUCGAGGCGGGGACGACGGCCUCCCCGGGCCCCGGCUGCUGGUGCAGGUGAAGGCCGAGCAGCCCUCGCCCCUCCUUCUGCUGACCCCCUUCCAGGCCGGCCAAGAAGGGCUCGACCUCUUCUCGCCCUCACACCCUCCUGCCCUUUCCCCGUCGGUUCCUCCUCCUCCUCCCCCUCCUCCUCCUCCUCACCCCGCCGCGGCGCCUCCCAAGGUGCUGCGAGUGAAACCCGAGCAGCUCCUGUUCCUGCCCCCUCCGACGGUGCCCCUCGACGGCCGCGGGCCGGAGCCCCGGCCGCGGCCGAGAGCCGAGCGGCUGCUGAUCCUGCCCCCUCCGAUGGCGCCCCUCGACGGUCCCACCCGCGGGCCCGAGCCGCGGCGGCCGCACCCCCCGCCGCGGCCCUGCCGGGCGCCGCCGUCCGGAGGGACGGCGCCCGUGAAGGCGGAGGGGCCGGAGACGAGGUCGCCCGGGGCCGGGCCGGUCCCCGGGCCGGGGAGGUGCGAAGCCGCACCGAGAGGGCGCCGGCCGGACACCCCGGGUCCGGCCAGCGACGGCCGAGCCGGGGCAGAGGAGGCCGGGGCGGAGGGGAGCGGGCGGGGGGCGGCCCGGGGAAGCCGAGAUUGGAAGGCGCCGCGAGGGGCCGUCGUCAAAACGGAAGAGCCGGAGGGCUCGCACGAGGAACGCCGGCACGGCCCGGACGCCGCCCGGGUCGACCCUCCGGCCUCCGACGGCCCGCCCCGCGCCGACGGGGACGUCGGCCCCGGUCGGCCGGCCGGUGCCCCCGGGGUGCGGCCGCGGGAUCCGAGGAUCCCCUUGACCCUCCACGCGGUGACCCCCGGGGCCAGAAUCCAGUUCCGGGGGCCUCCGGCCCCCGAGCUGAUACGAUUGACUAAGGUGCCCGUGCCCGCCGUACCCAUCAAGAUGCAGUCCCUCCUGGAGCCUUCCGUAAAAAUCGAAACCAAAGACGUCCCGCUCACCGUGCUCCCUUCAGACGCAGGAAUACCCGACACACCCUUUAGUAAAGACAGAAAUGGUCACGUGAAGCGACCCAUGAACGCCUUCAUGGUCUGGGCGAGAAUCCAUCGGCCUGCAUUAGCCAAAGCGAACCCAGCAGCCAACAAUGCAGAGAUCAGUGUCCAGCUCGGAUUAGAGUGGAACAAACUUAGCGAAGAACAAAAGAAGCCCUAUUACGAUGAAGCGCAGAAGAUUAAGGAAAAGCACAGAGAAGAAUUUCCUGGCUGGGUUUAUCAACCUCGUCCAGGCAAGCGGAAGCGCUACCCAAUAAGUGCUUCCUCGGUGUUUUCCACCACCACGCAGAGUGUCAUCACUACAAACCCGACAACAAUUUACCCGUACCGCUCGCCUGCCUACUCUGUGGUCAUCCCCAACCUGCAGAGCACUAUAACUCAUCCAGUCAGUGACACUCCGCCUACCAUCCAGCUGCCCACGCUGCCCGCAUCUCCCGUCCAGCGUCUUAGCCCAAUUGCAAUCUUCCCGACCAGUGUUGCCAGUUCCGCUCCGGUGGCCAUCCCGGCUCCAAGCCUGCCCCUUCAUCCAUCUCUUACCCCCCCGCAGCACUUUGUCGGACCGCCUCAAACGGACAGUCACUGCCUGCUUUCGGGAGCCGGCCACCCAAUAAAUAGACCUACUCCGAUGGCUUUGGAGAAUACCAUCAUGAAUCUGGAAAGUACCGUCAUGAAUCCAAAUGGUAGCACCAAUACCAUCCAUGCCAGAUACACCCCCACCACCAUCCAGCCUCACGAAGAGUACCCUGGGAUUGCCACUUGCUCCCGAAGUACACCAGUCCCCCACCAAGCGUCACCCAUUCCACACCCGCAGGUCUAUCAGCCGCUGUUUGGGGCACCGGCUCGAUUCCCAUUUCAUCACCCUUACUUCUUGCCCGGGCCGCACUACUUUCCUUCCAGGGCUUAUGUUCCUGAAGAGCCUCGUAUUACCGAAAACUCGCAUCAUAGUACUCAUGACUUGUCCGGCUCCACGCUCAAGACCAUUUCUUCUGCACGCAUGGCGCUGUAUCCAGACACCUCCUGUCCUUACAGUCGCCCACCCUUUGGCUAUGGAAAUUUCCCAAGUUCAAUGCCCGAAUGCCUUGGCUAUUAUGAAGACCGGUACCAAAAGCAUGAAGCUAUGUUUUCUGCUUUAAAUAGAGACUAUCCCUUCAGAGACUAUCCGGAGGAACCAACGCACAAUGAAGAUUCUCGGAGUUGUGAGAGCCUGGAUGCACUCUCCUAUUACAACAGCUAUAGCUGUGGUGGGGAGGAGUGUUUUAACCCCAUUCAGCAGAUGGACAUUGGAGCCUUAGAAAAUGUGUUCACAGAAUCUGCAUCUCCACCCUCUAGUAUCCAGCAGGUCAAUGUGACCGACAGCGAUGAGGAGGAGGAAGAAAAAGUGCUCAGAGAUUUAUAAUUUUAAAUCAGAUGAUGAAUACAGAAAAUAAACAUUUCUAAAAAAC
Ornithorhynchus anatinus (platypus) is the source of this 2965-nucleotide messenger RNA. It is a transcript of the gene SOX30, whose product is annotated as SRY-box transcription factor 30. Bases 1 to 2919 code for a protein of 972 amino acids. Gene Ontology annotation, cellular component: nucleus. NCBI's taxonomy places the organism in Eukaryota, Metazoa, Chordata, Mammalia, Monotremata, Ornithorhynchidae. Gene Ontology annotation, biological process: regulation of transcription by RNA polymerase II. The transcript has 7 exons. The record is from RefSeq and is a predicted model, not a curated record. Gene Ontology annotation, molecular function: DNA-binding transcription factor activity, RNA polymerase II-specific; sequence-specific double-stranded DNA binding.